Metopolophium dirhodum (rose-grain aphid) is the source of this 1268-nucleotide messenger RNA. RefSeq names its product dnaJ homolog subfamily C member 17-like. NCBI's taxonomy places the organism in Eukaryota, Metazoa, Arthropoda, Insecta, Hemiptera, Aphididae. Bases 165 to 974 code for a protein of 269 amino acids. The record is from RefSeq and is a predicted model, not a curated record. Gene Ontology annotation, biological process: spliceosomal complex disassembly. Gene Ontology annotation, molecular function: RNA binding. The transcript has 7 exons. Gene Ontology annotation, cellular component: spliceosomal complex.
AUCUGUGCUCUAGAAUCUCGUCACUAUAAUGCAUCAACUGAUGACAAACGGAAAAUUCGUCUUCAUGGAUUUGGUACACUUCUAUAAUAUUAUUCGUAUUAUGAUUAUUAUAAUAUUUAUUGUCAUACGUAAUUGAAUUCAUAUUAUACGGCAUAUAUUUUAAGAUGGAUUCUGAUUUGAAAGGUUUAGAUCUUUAUGGAAUACUUGAAAUCCAACAAUCGGCUACUGAAAAAGAGAUUAAAGCGGCAUAUCGAAAGAAAGCUCUACAAUGCCAUCCAGAUAAAAAUCCGAAUAAUCCCAAAGCAGCUCAACUGUUCUUGCAGUUAUCUAAAGUAUUAACUAUUCUUACAGACACAGCAGCUCGAUUAGAUUAUGACAAGUUGGUGAAUGCUAAAAAUGCUGCUAAAUUGCUUGAACAAGAAAGUCAUUUGGAUUUAGUGAAAUAUAUAAAUGAUAUUAUGAAAAAAAGAAAUGAAUUAUUAGUAAAACGAGACACAGAUGAACGCAAUUUCAAGAAAAAACUAGACCGUUUAAGAAAAGAAAGCGACCUUAGGCAGCAAGAAACUGAAAAAGAAAAGAUCGGUUCAUUUAUAUUAAAAUUAAAGUGGAAGAAAAAAGGAGUUUAUAAUAAAGCUAAAUUAACAUCAUUGUUUUCUAAGUAUGGUGACGAAUUAAGUGUUGUGGUUCUGCAAAACAAGAAACCUAUGGGUUUUGUUAAGUUCAAAUCUAAGACUUCUGCUAUAAACGCCAAAAAUAAGGAAGUUGGUUUGGACGGUUGUCCUCUUAUUGUGAGUUUUCUUGGGGAUUGUAGACCAGACACUAAAAAAAGUUUUAAUCAAACUUCUGCUCCAAAUCCUAAUACUAUAUUUCCAGCUUAUCGAAAUCAAAUGACAACUCAUGGUUGUAAUGGUUUAUAUUGUAUGCAAUGCUAUACAUACACACUAGCAGCAGCAGCUAGUAAGCAUAAGUACUAAAUUACAAAUAGAUAACAAGGAACAUUAAACCUUUGGAUGAUAAAUAUAGCAUUAUCAUUUAUGGUAGUAUUCUAGAAAAUUAUUUUCAAACAUUUUAUAUUGUAUUCAGAUUUAUAAAUUUUUUUUUAUACAAAAAUAUUUAAUAUUGUUAAAGGGUCAGAAAAAUAAACUUUUAAGUGCUUUAUAUUCCAUACAUAUCAUGUUUAUAAUUUUUUUUUUCCAAUUGGUACCAGACAUUGAGUAACCGAUAUGUAUUGUCUCUGUUUUUCACACACAUUACUUUGCAAAUUAUAC